Messenger RNA from Spinacia oleracea (spinach), 1532 nucleotides. RefSeq names its product F-box/kelch-repeat protein At3g23880-like. Lineage: Eukaryota; Viridiplantae; Streptophyta; Magnoliopsida; Caryophyllales; Amaranthaceae. The coding region runs from base 134 to 1345 and encodes 403 amino acids. Gene Ontology annotation, molecular function: protein binding. The record is from RefSeq and is a predicted model, not a curated record. The transcript is spliced from 2 exons.
AAUAUACGGAGUACAUUGUAUAUAUAUUGGAGGUUUGGUUCAUAAUAAAAUAGGAACGUAUACAUACCUAUGGGACUAGAUUGGCUUAAGGGACUGCGUUUUCAUUCUGCAAACGAUUAUAUAUUCGUAAGAAAUGAAAGAGAAAAGCAAGAAGAAGAAUGUGGAUAUCAUUGCUAUCAUCCUUGCCAACGAUGUGAUAGAACAAAUACUGUUAAAAUUGCCUCUAAACUCUCUUCUAAACUCCAGAGGUGUUUGCAAACAUUGGAAGUGCCUUAUCGAAUCCCCUCGCUUCAACGACUGCUAUCACAAUCCACCACAACAGCUCGAAAAAGAAGGCAGCAGUUGCAACGACAAAACACUUGUUUCGAUCAUAUCGAACAGGCAGAUCUACACGAUAGACCUAAAGGAACUCCAAAUUGGUAGAUCAUCUUUGAAUAUAAAAGACUAUUACAAAACCCGAAACAGGUGUUCAAGUUCUAAGUGUGAUAAUACAGGAUCAGUUGGUACUUGUAAUGGUAUGCUUUGCUUCACUGAAAACACAAUCGUUCUGUACAACCCAUCAACGAAUGUAAAUCAUAUUGUCCCAAUCCAACCCAAAUCCUACUAUUGUGUUCCUAUCCCUAAAGGACAUAUUGUUGAUGCAAUGUGUGGGUUUGGAUAUGAUUAUACUACCUAUGAUUACAAAGUCGUAUUAGUCGUUUGGAUCUCUACUUCGCCUUUUCUCACUCAGACGUGUCAUCAAGCUCAUGUUUAUAGUUCCAAAACCAAAUCGUGGAAGCCUAUUCAAGGUUUUCCUAUGGGAACCCUAAGUGUUGAACAAUGUUCUGAUUAUUAUGUCUUCGUCAACAACUCUCUGCAUUGGCUUUUGGAUCAAUCGGGAGGUAUUUUACGUUUCGAUCUCUCUUCCGAGACGUUUUCGUUGCUUCCGUGGCACACGCAAUGGGACUGCGGUCCGGGUGUGUUUUUGAACAUGGUAGAGGGAUGCUUGAGUGCUUGGUUUAGACGUGGUAAUGAAAUUGAAAUAUGGAUUAUGAAAACGUAUGGUGUACAAGAAUCUUGUUGGACUAAACUGUUGAAUAUUCAGACUGAUGUUGAAGCUGUUACGCUUAUCGCUUUCUCAAAGGAUUGGGAUCGAUUGUUGUUGGCCGAGUUUCCGACGGAGAUAACUCAGAAUACAAGGUUUUGCUGGUAUGAUGUUCAUACCAGCGGAAGAAUAUGGGAAAUAGAAGUUCAAAAUACCAACCAGGAUAACAUAUAUGAGGUGGAGACUUCAAUGCAGAGUAGAUUAACUCUUGAUCCCAUUAAGAUUAAGAAGAAGAGAAGAAAAAGAAAAAGGAUCUGUUAGACUGUUACAGGUGAAGGAUCUAUUGUACGAUCAAUCAAGUCCUCAGUUUAGAGAACUUCUAUGUGCCUCUCUUUUUUAACAUAUACGUAUGAAGCAUGAAAAACUGCAGAAUGUUAUUCUCUCUUUUUAUCUUUUUCUGAAUAAUAAUAUAUCUUUUUUCAUUCAAAUGUAGAAAUAUGCUAUUUAU